Felis catus (domestic cat) is the source of this 1501-nucleotide messenger RNA. Its product is annotated as butyrophilin subfamily 1 member A1-like. NCBI's taxonomy places the organism in Eukaryota, Metazoa, Chordata, Mammalia, Carnivora, Felidae. The record is from RefSeq and is a predicted model, not a curated record. The transcript is spliced from 4 exons. The coding region runs from base 151 to 864 and encodes 237 amino acids. Gene Ontology annotation, molecular function: protein binding.
AUCUUUCACAUUUUCCUAUGGCCUCUCUAUAUUGCAAUUAUCAUGCUAGGAAUGAUUUACCUGUUUACCGUGAUUAACUCCUAAAAAAUCCUGUGAUUCAGCUUUAUUUUAUCCAUAAGAAAUUUAUGAGGGAGCAACAGCUUGCCUAACAUGAUAGUGAUGAUUAUGAUAAACCCCUCAAAGAAUGCCUGUCUUUGGUUUUGCAUUUUUAUCUUUUUGAGAGUCCCAGUCUUCUGUGUACAUCUCCUUUCAGAUCAAAGAAGAACCCAAUUUAGGAAUGGCUGGCAGAAGGCAUCAUUGUACCCUGACUGGAGGAAAGAAUUUUUCCAGGCUGUGAAUGUUAUUCUGGAUCCAGCCACAGCCCAUGCUGCCCUCGUCUUGUCUGAAGGCAACAAAUGUGUAACCUGUGGAGAGGAAUCUCAAGAUCUACCUAAAGAUCCACAGAGAUUGAAUUCCCUUCCCUGUGUUCUGGGUCACUCAGUAUUCACCUCAGGGAGGUGGUACUGGGAAGUAAAUGUCAGAGACAGUGGAGCCUGGGACCUGGGAAUAUGCAGGUCUAAUGUAAUGAGGCAGGGGAAGAUUUGUGUGAAACCUGAGAAUGGUUUCUGGGCCAUCAGGUCUUACAAGAAUGAGUACUGGGUACUCACUUCUCCAGAAAUGCAGCUUAGUCUAAAAGAGCACCCUACCAGAGUGUGUAUUUUCUUAGACUAUGAAGGUGGAUGUAUCUCAUUCUACAAUAUGACGGAUAAAUCCCACAUUUACACCUUCUCUCAAGGUCCUUUUAAUGUGUCUCUAAGGCCUUUUUUCAGGCUUUGGCUUGGUUAUUCAAAAAGUUUGACCAUCUGUCCAGUGCCCAAUGCAUAAUCCUUACUGUGGUCCCUCUCCUGUAUUAGGAGCAUCCUACGACCUGCAGGUCAGUGUAGAUUGAAGCAUGAGGUCAUGACAUGAAUUCUCCUAUACCAAAAGCAAAUUAUUUUUUUUAAUCUUCUUUCUGGUUCUCCCUAACAGUUUAUCUCCUUCAUAAAUGACUCCCCAAAGGCAUGGGACGGCGUGUUAAAGUAUGUUACUUAUGUUAUGUUUAAAGAAAAAAAAUUAUAUAUAUAUAUACACAUAUACAUACAUUCAUAUAAUCAUAUUCAUAUAGGUAUAUAUGUAUAUACAAUAUAUAUACAUACUUAUAUAAUCACAUUAUUAAACACAUUAUAUACUCACAUUAUAUAAUCACAUUGUUACCAUUAUUACUAUAAAUAUACACAAGGAACUAGUCUGUGUGAUUGCCCAUACAAUGUUGAAAUUUCUUUCAUAUCUGACAAAGGCAGGGAUAGGAGAAUAGCCUUUUAUUUUAUACUCUUUUGUACCUUUUGGUUUUGUACUAUGUUUAUAAAGUGAUAUGCAAAAAAAUAAAGUUAGUUUCAAAUACAUGAAUAAUUGAAGUGUUCUCAUUUGUCUAAUCAGUAAGACAUUCAAAGGGAAGCAAAUAUUUUCUAGUUUAUCCUUCAAC